AUGCCUAACGGAGAUGUACACGUAGCUCUUCAAUUCUGGUGGCAGCUAGUUUGCCUUAUUACCUGUUCGAUCGCCACAAUAAUAUCCUUAUUUUCCAUAUCGUCCCAUUUUCUAAAUUAUAGAAAACCCAAUGAACAGAGAUUGACUGUCAGAAUAUUGCUAUUAGUGCCACUAUUUAGUGUUACAUGUUUUGUAGCAACCACCAGACCCGACAUAUCUCAAGUCUAUUUAGAUCCCAUUAGAGAGAUCUAUGAGGCAUUUGUGAUAUACACUUUUUUCUCCUACUUAUGCUUAAUUUUGGGGGGUGAGAGGCAAAUAAUCACUGAAACGUCGGUAAGGCACGAACCAAUACGACAUGCAGUAGCAUUCAUGGGUAAAAUUGAUCUUUCAAAUCCUUCUGAUUUUCUGAGAGUUAAGAAAGGUAUUUUGCAGUACGUCUGGUUUAAACCUUUUUAUUGUAUUGCUGUUUUGAUCUGUGAAGUAUGGAAAUUACAUAAUUUACAAUUUGGCUUGGUGUUGCUAUAUAAUGCAUCAGUGACAUGGUCGUUAUACUCACUGGCUCUAUUUUGGAGGUGUUUAUACGAGGAAUUAAAGCCGUUUCAUCCAUGGUAUAAAUUUAUGUGCGUCAAAUUAAUAAUUUUUGCUUCGUACUGGCAAAGUAUAAUAAUUCAGUGUUUGAGUAUUGCUGGGGUAUUUGGAGAUCGCGAAAGCCAUCAAGAUGAAGUUCAAAUGACAAGUUACUUUUAUCAGAAUGCCAUUUUAUGUAUCGAAAUGAUUGGGUUUGCUAUCUUACAUUCAUUUGCAUUUCCCCCAGGUCCAUACUCCAAUAAAAAUAUACAUUUCGGCAGUAGAAUGAAAUUAUAUUAUGCAUUGAGAGAUUGUUUUGGUGGUGGAGACUUGAAAUGGGAUUUCAAACAGACGUUAUUGGUUGGUGAAUCUUAUUACAAUUUUAAAAAUUUUGAACCUACAUCAGCAGAAGGGUUAUUGUUAAGAAAUGAUCUUGACUCUAGAAUGAACAGGAUACAACAAGGUUAUAGAUUUUCCAAUUCAGGUCACGACAAUUAUUGGAUAAAUUAUGGUAGUACGUCAAAUGAUACUCCUUCCAGAAAUGUAUCAAACAUUGAAGACGAGGAAUGGGACAAUUCUAUUGGCAACGAAAGGUACAUUUCCAGUGACUCGAAUUACCCAGUAAUUUGGGAUACAGAAGGAUACAGAUAUUCUUCAAAUAUACGUAAGAUAAGAAAUGACAUCGAAAGUAGAUCUUUCAGUUCAACCACAUAG
Molecule: messenger RNA, 1281 nt
Organism: Kazachstania africana CBS 2517
Lineage: Eukaryota; Fungi; Ascomycota; Saccharomycetes; Saccharomycetales; Saccharomycetaceae
Gene: HFL1
Product: Hfl1p
Exons: 1
Coding region: 1-1281 (426 amino acids)
Biological process (GO): transport
Molecular function (GO): transporter activity
Source: RefSeq, a predicted model, not a curated record